AAUGAGGAGACAGGACGAGUGUACUCUAAAGUCUGACUAGCUGUCUAGUUUCACCAAAAUAUCUGAGAAACUCAGAUUCUGUGUUUCUUCAAUAAACUGUGAUACUUAACCGUGUUGAAAAUGAAUCCUUAACCUCGUAAAAAAAAAUCGGCCCGAAAAAUCUAAAUUUUGACCAUCAUGUCCGACGUUUGGAAUAUGAAACGAAAUGGGGACUUUGAUCGUUCGUCACGGCCGGGCUCCGGACGAUCUGAGAGUGGACAGGAAUUCCUCCGAACCUCGAACCAGACCUCAAUGUCGACCUCGUCCUCGUCCUACUCUCUGUCCCCCUCCUCCCCCAUGGAAAGCUUCCCAUCCAGACCUAGACAUAUGCAGCUUCCUUCUCCUGGUGGAGGACUGAUCCCUGAUCCUUUAACCUCUCCAGUUCAGAACAACAAGCGACAGGGUUUAAAAAUAAGUUUCUCUCAACCUAACCUCAGAAAGGCUGGACAGCUUAACCUCAAAUUCCCAGCUAAAGGGUACGAGGCACAACCGGAGAAGUUUCUUAUCUACAGCAAGGUUCAGUCGACCGGCAAGCUCAAGUUUGAGAAUGAGGAGUACAACUUCUGUGCCGAGGAUCUCAUGGAUUGCGGAGAGAUCGGGCGUGGGAACUUUGGUGCGGUCAACAAGAUGCUGUUCAGGAAGGCCGGUCGGGUCAUGGCCGUUAAAAGAAUUAGGUCUACGGUUGAUGAGCGGGAACAGAAGCAGCUUUUAAUGGAUCUGGAAGUUGUUAUGAACUCUAACGACUGUCCUUACAUAGUUCUUUUCUACGGAGCAAUAUUUAAGGAAGGAGAUUGUUGGAUCUGUAUGCAGUUGAUGGAGUGCUCCCUGGACAAGUUCUAUAAGUUUAUUUAUGAAGAAUUGUCAGAAUCUAUUCCCGAGACCUUUAUCGGGAAGGUGACCCUCGCCACGGUAAAAGCGUUGAACUAUCUGAAGGAGGAACUCAAGAUUAUUCAUCGGGACGUGAAACCAAGCAAUAUUCUCCUGGAUAAAACCGGAGCAAUCAAACUCUGCGAUUUCGGAAUAUCCGGUCAGUUGGUGGAUAGUAUUGCAAAGACUCGUGAUGCCGGUUGUCGGCCCUACAUGGCUCCUGAGCGAAUUGAUCCUACACGAGCUCGAGGUUACGAUGUCCGCUCCGACGUUUGGUCCCUUGGGAUAACACUGAUCGAGCUUGCUACCGGAAGAUUCCCCUACCCUAAGUGGAACUCUGUAUUUGAGCAGCUAACGCAGGUUGUUCAUGGAGACCCUCCCCAGCUCGGACAGCAUUCUAACGGGAAUAUGUUCACAAUCGAAUUCAUUAAUUUCGUUAAUCUUUGUCUCAUGAAGGAUGAGACUGUUCGGCCGAAGUACACAAAGCUCCUGGAGCAGCCGUUUAUACGACGGAGUGAAUCAGAGCAGGUGGACACGGCGGCGUACGUAAACUCUAUCCUGGAUAGGAUGCAGGGGAACCAACCUAGACCAGAGACUUUGCUCGGCAAAAUGGAAAUUUCGGAUAAAAACGGGUUCUAAAGUGUUCUAGACGCAAUCCUCAUUUUGAAGGCAUUUUGUUAAUCCUAAAAUAGGGAAACAGUCAAAUCCAUUCCCUGUCGUUCACACAGUAAUGUUCCUGCUUAAACUACUUCGAUUAUAUUAAUCAUGAGUUAAGAUUUUAACCGCGGAGAAACUAGUUUUACCUUUGACCCAACUCAGUUCCUUGAGACAAGUGUUCUUCUCUGUACGACUAGUUUCUUCUUCGCAUGAAAUAUAAACUCAGUUUUAAUUCAUCGGUGGUAUUCUUUAUACAUUCGUACAUAUUACCAACGCAUUUUCUGUUACAUUCAUAAUACAUCACCAAUGACCUACAUUCAAUGUUAUUCCUUACAGAGCUCAUAUUUAAUCAUUGUAUACAAUCUCAGGACUUCAAGAAAUGAUUCCAAAUUUUAGACUAGAUGAUUAUUACUCCAUUAUUCUUGUUAUGUAGCAAUGUCAAGACGCUCGCUCGCUUGUAAUCUUGUUAUGAGAAAGAGUUGUGCAUCGUUUUCUUACGUUUCAAGUUGAUCUUGGGUUUUGGCGCUGUUCACAAAAAUCUACGAAAAUUUUAUUUUCAAUUCCCUUUCGUUGCAACUCGAAUUUUCCGCUAACAAUCAAGAUAUUGCUCAGUGUAUUUUAAGUUAUGGAGAAAACAAUUAAAAAAUCUAUCGAACUUUUUAAAUUUUGUGAGAAUUCUCUAAAACCUAGAAACGUAUCAUAACGAUACUCAACUCUAUAAUUAAGUCUUGCCAGUACAUUCUUUAUAACUCUUUCUAUUCUUCCCUGUUCAGUAGAUAUUCCAGAUUAUGUGAUUUAUGUUCUAGAUAUUAUUAUACGAUCAUGAAUAAAGCAUUGUAUAGUA
Eurytemora carolleeae is the source of this 2407-nucleotide messenger RNA. RefSeq names its product dual specificity mitogen-activated protein kinase kinase 4 (gene Mkk4). Bases 178 to 1545 code for a protein of 455 amino acids. Gene Ontology annotation, molecular function: ATP binding; JUN kinase kinase activity. Gene Ontology annotation, biological process: MAPK cascade; protein phosphorylation. The transcript has 6 exons. The record is from RefSeq and is a predicted model, not a curated record. NCBI's taxonomy places the organism in Eukaryota, Metazoa, Arthropoda, Copepoda, Calanoida, Temoridae.